AUGAUACCUAUCUUUUUCCACCCUUUAAUUCAUCCCCCGUCCACACCACCCCCGGUGCAGGUCAAAUCUAUCCCAUUCCCGUACAACACACCGGACCAAUUUGAGGCAGUGAUUGCUCAGCCUAUCUCACGCGAAUGGACCACAGAGAACACGCAUCGUGAAUUGACUCGACCGAAGGUGACCGUUCAGACCGGUCACGUGAUUCGUCCAAUUUCCAAAUCGGCUGCUCUGUUGCGUGACAAGGAUGUGGAACGAUUAACCAAACAGAGCAAAGACGUGUUGUAG
Messenger RNA from Echinostoma caproni, 285 nucleotides. The record is from the annotation of a GenBank genome assembly. NCBI's taxonomy places the organism in Eukaryota, Metazoa, Platyhelminthes, Trematoda, Plagiorchiida, Echinostomatidae.